AUGACUCUUAACAUCACAGUGCUUAUAUCAGGAUCAGGCUCGAACCUUCAAGCAUUAAUUGACUCUGAGGCUAAGGGUGACUUAAAUGGUAUCAUCACUCAGGUUGUCUCAUCCAGUACCACCGCCUACGGACUUGAAAGGGCAGAAAAGGCCAAAAUAUCCAGAAUUAAAACACAUGUAUUAAAGGACUACUACAAGGGCACCACUAAGGAAGAAAAGGUCGAGAGAGGAAAGAGAAGGGAACAAUUCAACAAGGACCUUGCCAAUUUGUUGAUAUACGGGAACAAAGAAAAUACAAUCACCACCGAAGGCUACGUCAAACCAGAUUUGAUUGUGUGUGCCGGCUGGAUGUUAAUUCUUUCUCCUGCAAUCCUUAUCCCGUUGGAGAAUGCUGGUAUUACCAUAAUUAACUUACACCCUGCCCUCCCUGGGGCCUACGACGGAACUCACGCUAUAGACAGAUGUUGGAAAGAUGGACAAGAUGGUAAAAUUACCAGAGGAGGUGUGAUGAUCCACAAGGUUAUUGCUGAAGUAGACAGAGGUGAACCAGUGUUGGUGACAGAAAUUGAGUUGAAGAAGGAUGAAUCUUUGGAAGAGUAUGAGGACAGGGUCCACAAGGUCGAGCAUGUAGCCAUUGUCGAAGGUGCAAACAAGAUAUUGAAGGAGUUGGAAGUCAUAAAGGGAUUAGAGAGCUUGAAGUUGGAAAAGGAAAAGAAAGUGGAAACGGUUGACGGUGGGCAAGACGAAAAGGACGAAAAGAAAUGA
This is a messenger RNA of Dujonia railenensis, 765 nucleotides long. The record is from the annotation of a GenBank genome assembly. NCBI's taxonomy places the organism in Eukaryota, Fungi, Ascomycota, Pichiomycetes, Serinales, Debaryomycetaceae.